Molecule: messenger RNA, 2630 nt
Organism: Pollicipes pollicipes
Lineage: Eukaryota; Metazoa; Arthropoda; Thecostraca; Pollicipedomorpha; Pollicipedidae
Product: heat shock protein 70 cognate 3
Exons: 4
Coding region: 166-2130 (654 amino acids)
Molecular function (GO): ATP binding; ATP-dependent protein folding chaperone
Source: RefSeq, a predicted model, not a curated record
GCCAAAAACGUUGUCCGCCUUCCCCGUCAGCUGCGGAUGCGUACCGUGGCCGGCGACCGGCAAGUUGUCACUUUCGUGGCGGAGUUUGAGACUGGAGGACGGUGGUGAGAGCAUUGUUCCGGGAGGCUAUUGGUAAAAAGAGUUGUUAAGAAGGCAGAAGCCAGGAUGUCAGCCAAAGUAUUGUUGCUGGGCCUAAUGGCCAUUGCAGUGUUUGCAGCAGAGAAAGAUGAAAAGGCUGAAGUCGGGACUGUGAUUGGCAUUGAUCUUGGUACAACAUAUUCAUGUGUUGGUGUGUUCAAGAAUGGCCGUGUUGAAAUCAUUGCCAACGACCAGGGAAACCGUAUCACUCCAUCCUAUGUGGCCUUCACCAAGGACGAACGUCUCAUUGGUGAUGCAGCAAAGAACCAGCUGACAUCGAACCCUGAGAACACUGUGUUUGACGUGAAGCGGCUGAUUGGACGGGACUGGUCUGACAAGGGUGUUCAGAGCGACUUGAAAUACUUCCCAUUCAAGGUAUUGGAAAAGAACAGCAAGCCCCAUGUUAGAGUCGAAGUGGACAGCAAAGACAAGGUGUUCACGCCAGAGGAGAUCUCAGCUAUGGUGCUGUCCAAGAUGAAGGAGACGGCCGAGUCGUACCUGGGCAAGAAGGUGACACAUGCAGUGGUCACGGUGCCCGCCUACUUCAAUGACGCCCAGCGCCAGGCCACGAAGGACGCCGGUUCGAUCGCUGGUCUGACUGUGAUGCGUAUCAUCAACGAGCCCACCGCCGCCGCCAUCGCCUACGGCAUGGACAAGAAGGAGGGAGAGAAGAACGUGCUGGUGUUCGAUCUUGGCGGCGGCACCUUUGAUGUGUCGCUGCUGACCAUCGAUAACGGCGUGUUUGAGGUGGUGGCCACCAACGGUGAUACCCACCUCGGAGGCGAGGACUUCGACCAGCGCGUCAUGGAACACUUCAUCAAGAUGUACAAGAAGAAGCAUGGCAAGGACAUCAGGGGUAACAACCGCGCCAUCCAGCGGCUGCGGCGUGAGGUGGAGAAGGCCAAGCGCGCGCUCAGUUCACAGCACCAGGUGAAGAUCGAGAUUGAGAACUUCUUCGAGGGCAACGACUUCUCCGAGACUCUGACGCGCGCCAAGUUCGAGGAGCUUAACAUGGACCUGUUCCGUGGCACCAUGAAGCCCGUCCAGAAGGUGCUGGACGACGCCGACCUGCAGAAGAAGGACGUCGACGAGAUCGUUUUGGUGGGCGGCUCCACUCGCAUCCCCAAGAUCCAGCAGCUGGUGAAGGAGUUCUUCAACGGCAAGGAGCCGAGCCGUGGCAUCAACCCGGACGAGGCGGUGGCGUACGGCGCGGCCGUGCAGGCGGGCGUGCUGAGCGGCGACAGCGACACCAGCAACAUCGUCCUUCUCGACGUCAACCCCCUCACCCUGGGCAUCGAGACCGUGGGCGGCGUUAUGACCAAGCUGAUCACGCGCAACACUGUCAUCCCCACCAAGAAGUCGCAGGUAUUCUCCACCGCCUCGGACAACCAGCACACGGUCACCAUCUCCGUGUUCGAGGGCGAGCGGCCGAUGACCAAGGAUAACCACGAGCUGGGCAAGUUCGACCUGACCGGCAUCCCGCCGGCGCCGCGCGGUGUACCCCAGAUUGAGGUCACUUUCGAGAUCGACGCCAACGGUAUCCUGCAGGUGUCUGCCGAGGACAAGGGCACCGGCUCCAAGGAGAAGAUCGUCAUCACCAACGACCAGAACCGUUUGACUCCCGAGGAUAUCGAGCGCAUGAUCCAGGACUCUGAGAAGUAUGCCGACGAGGACAAGAAGCUCAAGGAGCGCGUCGAGGCGCGCAACGAGCUGGAGUCAUACGCCUACAGCUUGAAGAACCAGCUGGCGGACAAGGAGAAGCUGGGCGCCAAGCUGUCCGCGGACGAGAAGUCCAAGAUCGAGGAGGUGAUCGAAGAGAAGAUCAAGUGGCUUGACAGCAACCAGGAGGCAGAGGCGUCAGAGUACAAGGCGCAGAAGAAGGAGAUGGAGGAUGUGAUCCAGCCCAUCAUCUCCAAGCUGUACCAGGGUGCGGGCGGCGCGCCGCCGCCGACGGACGACGCCGAGGAGUCGUCCGACAAAGACGAGUUGUAGGAGCUGCGACCAUAGCUAGGGAUCGUUCUUAAAACCGGUGAUAUUUAUUUUGUGUGCACAUGUCAGACUAUGGUCGUUUUCUCCACCUUGGUUAACUCGGUCUGAGUGAAGCAGUUUGAAACGUAGCUUACAUUCUCAAGCGAGUGUGUCUGAACGUGUGCGUGCGAAUCUCUGAUGUCGGCUCAGAGGAAUAGCACAAAGCAUUCCUCUCGUUUUUCAUGGGUGGAAUGGACAUCGGUGCGGUAACGGCCGAACACGUGUAGGGUCCAGCUGUACCAGUUUGGCGGUAAGAGCGAGAGUGGCAUUUGUUGCUGUUACUGAGAUCACAUGGGUUGAUCAUUUAUUCAUGAUUUGAAGACUUUCGAGCGUUAGGAAUCCACUGCAAAAUGCCUGCUGCAACUCUUAUGGUGUUUUGCCACGAAUAUCCGGCUAUUUUGUGUACAAUUACAGUGGUGGGCGGUGUUUGAAGAGGUUUCUAAUAAAACGCUUGACAUGUUGAA